UUGCUAACGCAGUGCAGUUGAGAAUUUAUUUGGGAAAAAAGUGAAUUUGGCAUAAUGGAACGUUGGGAAAAUUGUGUGGCUGUUGUUACUGGGGUUAGUUCAGGCAUAGGUAGUGUCAUAGCAAAGGAUUUAGUCACUGCUGGCAUGAUUGUUGUUGCUCUGGCGCGACGUAAAGAGCGCGUGGAUGCAUUGCGUGAAUCUCUGUCACCAGAAUUGAAGAGGAAUUUCCAUUCCAUUAGAUGUGAUGUGUCGGAUAUGAACAUGAUUAAUAAAGUUUUCGACUGGAUUGAGAAUAAGCUCGGUGGUGUUGAUGUGCUGAUUAAUAAUGCAGCCACACUGACUGGUGGUCAAAUAAUGACGCUCGAUACUGCUAUAUUACAACAGAGUGUGCAAACUAAUAUCAUGGGAUUGGUACAGUGUAGCAAACGUGCCUUUAAGUCUAUGCAAGAACGUAACAUUGCUGGUCAUAUAGUCAAUAUAAAUAGCAUAAGUGGGCAUAGAGUUCUACGUCUACCAUGCGAUCACGUACUUAACAUGUAUCCAGUCACAAAGUAUGGUGUUACAGCACUUACUGAGGUUCUGCGACAAGAAUUUCGAGAUUUGGGAACACAAAUUAAAAUUACAAGCAUUAGUCCUGGUCUAUGUGAUACUGAAAUGGUACAAGAUGCGCUAAGGGAGUUGGCAAUGUUAAAACCCGAGGAUGUGUCAAAUGCAAUAUUGUAUACAUUAUCUACGCCACCUCACGUGCAAGUACACGAGAUUAUUAUAAAACCCAUCGGCGAAACUAUUUGAAGAUACCUAGUAAUUUCAAAUUAUUUUUAAUAAAAAAAAAAAAAAAUUUGUUGCUUUUUCACAAGAAAUAUAGUUGAACCAUUUUAGAUUAUAGCACUUCAAGGAAUACUAUCUUACAUGUCGUCUAACAGGUAGAAAUUGUUAUUUAAUU
This is a messenger RNA of Teleopsis dalmanni, 943 nucleotides long. RefSeq names its product farnesol dehydrogenase-like. The transcript is spliced from 2 exons. Lineage: Eukaryota; Metazoa; Arthropoda; Insecta; Diptera; Diopsidae. The coding region runs from base 55 to 792 and encodes 245 amino acids. The record is from RefSeq and is a predicted model, not a curated record.